This is a messenger RNA of Sesamum indicum (sesame), 1955 nucleotides long. RefSeq names its product Protein kinase superfamily protein. The record is from RefSeq and is a predicted model, not a curated record. Lineage: Eukaryota; Viridiplantae; Streptophyta; Magnoliopsida; Lamiales; Pedaliaceae. Gene Ontology annotation, molecular function: ATP binding; protein kinase activity. Gene Ontology annotation, biological process: protein phosphorylation.
CUCUCUCUGCAACAGUCUGUCUCCUCUGACCCUCUCUCUCUCUCUCUCACUCUCUGUCACUCGCACACACAUAAACACAGACUGUGGGAUUUGUCUGCAGCUCAGUUCUAUUCCAAAGUCCUCAUAUUUUUGCAGUUCCAAUCAAUUUUCAGAAUUUUUCUUUCUUUACCAGUUAUUUUGCAUAAAGCUCCAACGGUGGAGUUUUACACAUUCCACAAGAAUCCAGAUUUCCUUCACCCAUUUUCUUUUCUUGGUCAUUCACUUUUCAGCAUUUUUAAUUCAUCUUUUUCAGAUCUUGGGCCCUCUUUUAAAGCUUCAUCAAUCUUUACCCCUACCCCAAGAGUCAUUACUCUAAUGAAAGAUGGAGCAUAGGCAUAAACUCGUAUUAAUCAUAGGUCUAUCCUCACUAUCACUCCUGACAAUUCUUCUCCUCACACUCCUUUGUUGUAGAAGAAGAAAAGCAGGGAAUGGCUCUCAAGAUAUAGAGGCGGCCUUUGAGUGUAAAGAAGGAGAUGGGCUGGCAAAAACAGAGGAUUUAAUCAAGUUUGAGGGUGGUGAAGAUCUUAGUGUACAGGAAAUUCUUGAUGCCCCUGGUGAAGUUAUCGGGAAAUCUAGCUAUGGGACUCUGUACAAAGCCUGUUUGGUUAGUUCAAAUUCUCUUACAUUGCUUAGAUUCUUGAGGCCUACUUGUACAUUGAGGAUGAAAGAGGUGAUGCCAGUUGUAGAGUUGCUGGGUUCCGUAAGGCAUCCAAAUUUGGUGCCUUUGAAUGCAUUUUAUGCAGGGCCCAGAGGGGAGAAGCUGAUGAUUAAUCCCUUUUAUGGGCCUGGAAAUUUGGCUCAUUUCAUCAGAGAUGGUAAUGGCGAGGCUCACAAAUGGCCGGUCAUAUGUAGGAUCUCAAUCGGCAUCGCUAGAGGACUUCACCAUCUUCAUACAGCUUACGAGAGGCCCAUAAUCCACGGUAACCUCAAGUCGAAGAAUAUACUGUUGGAUCCCAAUUACCACCCGUAUGGACAACAAAUGCUUGAAGUCUCUGCAUCUCAGGGGUAUAAGGCGCCGGAGUUGAUCAAAAUGAAAGAUGCUUGUGAAGAGUGCGAUAUUUACAGCUUGGGGGUAAUCCUUCUCGAAUUACUGACAGGGAAAAAACCAAUCGACGAAAACCCAACUCCCGAUCAAGAUUUUUACUUGCCGAGCGCCAUGAGAAGCGCGAUUCUUGAUGACCGAAUCGCAGAUUUGUAUCAUCCCAACAUUCUUCUUGGCCUAAGCAAUGAUCAGAAGGUAGCUACUGAAGAUGGUAUUCUGAGAUACUUUCAACUAGCGAUGGCAUGUUGCUCUCCGUCUCGUCUCCUCCGGCCUGAUAUGAAGGAAAUCCUCGACAAGCUUGAAGAAAUCAGAAAGUAGAGGCAAACAUGACGUCGGGGACAUAGUCAACUUCAUUAUAGUUUGACUUCUUCGACGAACAUGGCAACAACUAACAGAGGUUUCUGAUGAAAGUUUUGUCCGAGCAUGACCCUUGGAAGCACAUUUGCAUAAUCAGAAAGCGACCCGGAUUGACUUUAACAUGAAGACUUAGCAAAAGAACACUUUGUCAAAGGAAACAAGAUAUAGAAUUUUGUCGGAAUUAGGCCAUUAGUGACAGUAAUUCUCAAACAAGAAUUGCUAUUAUAAGUUCAUUUUAGACAGGUUCGACACUGGAAAAACAGCCAGAAUGCUAUUGAGAUACGGGUUCCUGAUUUCUCUGGAAAUCAUGCAUGCUGUGAAGACAGUGACAUCCUAGGAAAUCAGUACAGUGCCUGAUUCUUGGUGGUUGAUCAAGUCAAGCCCAUACAAGUAUCGAUAGUUCGAUACUAUCAAGGUCUAUACAUCUGUUGUCAGUUUUAUACAAGUUUACUUUUCUUUUUUCCUUUUAAUAAUUAGUUUACAAAGUCAGGUAUGGAAUUGAUCAAGUAUUCCUUCA